This is a messenger RNA of Sinocyclocheilus grahami, 760 nucleotides long. RefSeq names its product dual specificity protein phosphatase 13-like. Gene Ontology annotation, biological process: negative regulation of MAPK cascade; protein dephosphorylation. Lineage: Eukaryota; Metazoa; Chordata; Actinopteri; Cypriniformes; Cyprinidae. Gene Ontology annotation, cellular component: cytoplasm. The transcript is spliced from 4 exons. The coding region runs from base 29 to 628 and encodes 199 amino acids. The record is from RefSeq and is a predicted model, not a curated record. Gene Ontology annotation, molecular function: protein tyrosine/serine/threonine phosphatase activity; MAP kinase phosphatase activity.
ACGGCCUCAGGUGGGCUCAGCUAGUUUGAUGGGCUUUUGGAGAAUGCAUCUAAACUGCAUGAUGUCCCUCAAGGAGCUGUGUGCCUAUGAAACACCAUCCGUUGCCGAAAUGCAGAACUUCAUGUUGGCUGACAGACGGCCCACUCGACAUGUCAACCAAGUGUGGCCUAAUGUGUACAUUGGCAAUGAGGUUGCGGCACGAGACAAGUCAAUGUUGUAUAAUAUGGGGAUCACACACAUUGUGAACGCUGCUAGUGGACCCCCUCAUGUCAACACUGGACCCCGCUUUUACAGAGACAUGGAUAUAGAUUACUAUGGAGUGGAGGCUGAUGAUUCCUCAGAUUUCAUCCUAAGUGUGUUUUUCUAUCCCACAGCAAGGUUUAUACGAGCUGCGUUGUCAAAAAACGGAAGAGUGUUUGUCCAUUGUCUGAUGGGAGUGAGCCGCUCUGCCACCCUGGUGUUGGCCUUCCUCAUGAUCUGUGAGGAUCUUACACUAAUGGAGGCCAUUAAAGCUGUACGGCAACAUGGGGACAUCUCUCCUAAUCCUGGCUUUCUUAACCAGCUUCGACAUCUUGACAUGAGCCUCGUCCGAGAGAGGAAGAAAAAACUGGAAGCUUACAAAUUGUAACUGAAAACUUGGUAACAAUGUGAUGAAUCCCAUUUCAAGAGCACAUCCCUUAAGGGCCUCCUUUCCCAUGGCCUUGACCCAGUUCUAUUGGGCCAGAUCUGAUUUGCUAAUAUCCAUUGUAGUGCAAUACCA